AUGAAUGAGGAUCCAGAUCGACCACAACCAUCGACCUCGCUGAGAAAUGAUGAAAUUGUUCACCUUCUCGACGUUCCCUACGGCAGUGAUGAUGAGUGUGAUGAGGUUAUCGAUGAAGACAAUAUUACAGAUGACCAGAUCUUCGCUCGGUUGGAUGAGAUUCUCGAUGACCGUAAUGAUGAACUUCAGCAACAAAGAUCAAUAGGUGAGACUAGCGUAAUAUUACCCCAGGAAGAAGAGGCUUCAAUUGAAAUAGUGCAGACAGGCACAACUGUGGACAUUUCAACUUCAAAUAAGUAUAAGUCCCCAAUGAGACCUUCUUUGUCUGUGGAUGAGCAGAUAUGUGCCACAAAAACGCACCACAACAUGAGGCAGUACAACCCUCGCAAACCACAUAAGUGGGGAUAUAAGCUGUAUGUUCUUUGCGAUGACAAAGGUUUCUCCCACCAAUUUGAGAUUUAUUCAGGCCAAACUCAGUCUAGACUUGCCAGUGAGCCAGAUUUGGGAGAGACGGGAAAUAUAGUGGUGAGGCUCUGCAGAAAGGUUCCCAGAAAUGUGAAUUACACAAUAUAUUGUGAUAAUUUUUAUUCUAGCCUUCUCCUGUUUUCUUACUUGAGAACUCAAGGUAUUUUUGCUUUGGGAACUUUUAGGAGGGAUAGGAUCCCCAAUAUUCCAUUUACUGAUAAAAAAGAAGGAAGAAAAGAGUCAAGAGGAACUUCAGUGGAGUUCACUACUAAUGUCAACGACACCAAAUUGUCCAUGGUUUCAUGGAGGGACAAUGAUUCAGUGAUGUUAGGAUCAACUCUGUGUGGUGUAGUCCCAAUGGAAAGUAUCAAGCGAUACGAUCGAAAAGCCAAAAAGUACAUUGAUGUUCCAUGCCCACAAAUUGUCAAGGUAUACAAUAAGCACAUGGGAGGAGUGGACCUCAUGGACUCUCACAUAGGACGACACCAUAUUCGACUUAGGAGUAGAAAGUGGUAUUUCCGAAUGUUCUACCAUAUGGUGGAUAUGGCUGUAGUAAAUGCAUGGAUAUUGCAUUCGACUCUUUCCGAGACUAAGGGAAUGACUCAAAAAGAGUUCAGAACUGAUUUGGGGGUGACACUCUGUAAAAUAGGAUCUGUGAACACCCCUAAGCGAGGAAGACCUUCCAAUGAUUCCACCAUCUUUGUUUGA
Messenger RNA from Homalodisca vitripennis (glassy-winged sharpshooter), 1173 nucleotides. Its product is annotated as piggyBac transposable element-derived protein 2-like. The coding region runs from base 1 to 1173 and encodes 390 amino acids. The transcript is spliced from 2 exons. Lineage: Eukaryota; Metazoa; Arthropoda; Insecta; Hemiptera; Cicadellidae. The record is from RefSeq and is a predicted model, not a curated record.